AUGGUUGUUACUGUUCUCCUUUCUUCUGAGCAGGCGGUGAUUUUACAUUGUUUGUGGAAGAAUGAUUCUUUCAAGAUGGCCAUUAUUCACGGCGCUAAUAAUUACUUGGAUAGGCGACAGUUGUGGCUGGACCUCCUGAAUCACAUCUCUGGUCCUUCGGUUUUCAUGGGAGAUUUUAAUGCGGUAAAGGGCGCUCAUGAGAGGAGUAGCGAUUGUUUGCCUUGUGCCAUUUCUUGCAGGGAUUUCAGGGAUUUCAUUGAAGCCACGAGUUUCAUCGAGCCUUCUUCUGUUGGUUUGAAAUUCACGUGGUCGGGUCGCAGAUUCAUGCCUUCUCAUGUUGAAUCCACUAUUGAUCGUGCUCUUUUUUCUGAGGCUUUUGCGGACAGGUGGGAUGCGGUUUAUACACAAGCUCUGCCUCGGAAUACUUCUGAUCAUUCGCCUCUGGUGCUUCAUUGUGACAAGAAUGUGAGGAGUAAUAGCAGGUUCUUUAAAUUUUUACAUAUGUGGACUCUGCAUGAUGGUUUCCAGCAUAUGGUGGCGCAAUCGUGGCAACAACAGGCCGAGUCUAACAAAGAGCUCUUGGAAGUUCAACAGCUGAUCGCAGAUUAUGGGUAUUCGGAAGAUCUCUUUGAUAAAGAAGUUACUGCCCAAGCAAGGAUUAAUUCUACGCUUUCCAGAAAGCACAGCUUGCUGCAGCAAAAGAGUCGGCUCUUUCAUGAGAAUAGCCAGGAUGAGGUCGAUAUCACUACUAUUGAGGCUUCUAUUGAUCCUAUGAUUGAUGAUUCUCAUAAUGCGCUCCUGACCAAGAUCCCGGACGAGGAGGAAAUCACUGCGGCAAUUUUCAGUAUGGAUGCUUCGAGUUCUCCUGGGCCUGAUGGUUUCACUGGCAAGUUUUUUCAGUCUUGCUGGGCGUUAAUUAGAAACGAUGUUUGUAAAGCGGUGCGCACUUUCUUUGAGAAAACGUAUCUUCCUCAUGGUUGUAAUUCCAGCAUUAUGGUGCUCCUUCCUAAGAAAGACAUGGUGGAUUCUGUUGGAGAUUUGAGACCUAUUGUGUUAUCAAACUUCUUUUAUAAAAUCAUCCCGAAAAUCCUGGCUUCACGGCUGAGUGUGGUUGCUGCUACUUUUGUUUCUGGUAACCAAUUUGGUUUUAUCAGCGGAAGGAAUAUACAUGACUGUAUUAUGCUCGGGUUUGAAGGAGUCAAUUGUAUGCGGCGAAUUGGGGGAGGCAGAAAUAUGGCUUGUAAAAUUGAUAUUUCCAAGACUUUCGAUACCCUUCGUUGGGAUUUCCUGUUCAAAGUUUUAAAAGUGAGUGGUUAUGACGAGAAAUUUAUUUGUUGGAUUGGUGUGCUUCUCCACUCGGCUAGGCUUUCUAUUUUGUAUAAUGGACAGUCCCAUGGCUAUUUCCCCUGCUCUAGAGGCGUUAGACAAGGAGACCCUCUUUCGCCCAUUCUGUUUGCCAUUGCGGAAGAGGUACUUGGUGCUCUCUUUAGUAAUUGUGUUGCUUCAAGGCACUUGGUUCCUAUGACAAUGAAACGUGGCAGCAUCUUUCCUACUCACUUACUUUAUGCGGAUGACAUCUUAGUGUUCUGCAAGGCUUCCACUGGCAAUGCUACUACCAUUCAGAAUAUUUUGUCCUUUUAUGGUUCUCUGUCUGGGCAAAGUUACAACGCUGCCAAGUCGUAUGUUUAUUUCUCAGAUAAAGUUCCUAAUCAUCUUCGGCGCGCGGUGGGACGGAUUAUGGAUUUCAAGAAGGGGGCGCUGCCGUUUACAUAUUUAGGCGUCCCUCUUUUUGUUGGGAGGGUUCAUGCUAAUGUUUUGAGGCCUAUCCAUGAUAAAAUUGUGAAUAAAUUUUCACGCUGGAAAGGCAUGAAACUUUCCAUGGCGGGGAGGGUCUGUUUAGUCAAGUCGGUGAUCCAGAGUUCUUUGACGCACUCUAUGAUGAUCUACCGGUGGCCGAGAUCUUUGCUUAAAGACCUGGAUGCUAAAUGCAGGAACUUCAUCUGGACUGGAGAUGCAAGUAAGCGGCCUUCUCAUACGGUUGCUUGGGCGAGAGUUUGUGCGAUCAAAGAGGAAGGUGGACUGGGCAUACGUUCUUUCUCCAUGAUGAACAAGUGUUUCCUUAUGAAACGUGCGUGGAAUAUCAUUAAAGGGAGGGGCUUCGGAUAUGAUUUGAUGAGAGAUAGGUAUCUCAAGACCUUCGGCCAGGUGAAAGGCGUGGCUGCCCCUUCUUCGAUUUGGUUAGGUGUGCGCAGUGAGAUUCCUCAACUUGUCAGCGACUCGUACUGCUAUAUUGGUACUGGGGAGUUAACUAGCUUCUGGAACGAUGAUUGGCUUGGCUUCAGGAUUGCGGAUAAAUGUGGUGUACCUCAUUUUGUUCGCGACUUUCUCAAUCAGUAUGUGGCGGAGUAUUUCUAUGAUGGAAUAUGGCAUUUUACACAGAAUUUCAUUGAUGCCUACCCGGAUAUUGUUUGUGCCAUUCUGGUUCUCCCGGUCGGUGAAGAUAGAGAUACUAGAUUUUGGAAACCUUCUCUUCACGGUGAGGUUACUUCCGCCUUGGCUUUUGCACACCAUUGUCAUAGAUUUCCGAAGGUCAAAUGGGGAGCUUGGAUUUGGGAACGGCAUAUUCCUGUUCGGAGAUCUCUGGUCUGCUGGCGGAUUCUUCACGGAAGAAUGCCAACUUUGGAUCGUCUUAUCCAGCAUAGUCUCAUCACGCCAAAUCGUUGUGUUCUCUGCAUGGCCGAUGCCGAGACCAUGGAUCAUAUUUUCUGGAAAUGUCCUCAGGUUAAGACUAUUUGGGCAGAGUUUCUCAGCUGGUUUAAUCUUGGGAGCUUUUUGGAGGUCGAAGAUAUUCACAGUUUUUUGGUGGUUGCUUGGAACAGAAAUGGGUGCGUUUUCGAAGAUACUAAGUUUGUUGGUAAACAAGUCAUCCAUUUCAUCAAAGUGGCGUUUCUUGACAUUGAGCAGAAUUUUAAGAAAAUCGGUUGCAUGCCUAAUACUUGUCACGAUCUGAAAGUGUUGAGAAAUCUGGGGGUUAGACCGCGAUCUGCUCCUCCUCCUUCUUUUAUUAACGUCUACUGGUGGCCUCCGCCUAAUCAGUGGAUCAAAGUUAACACUGACGGCUCGGCUCUUGGAGCUCCGGGGAAGAUUGCGGCCGAGGGUGUCUUCAGGGAUAAGUUCAGCUGGGUUCGGGGAUGUUUCCACAUCAAAGGCGGCAUUGGCUUCGCUUUUGAAGCGGAAUUAUUAGCUGUUAUUUCGGCAAUUCAAAUUGCUUUUCACAGGAAUUGGAAGUAUCUGUGGAUUGAGUCGGAUUCUACAUACAUUGUGAAUUUGCUUCAAGCUCGGUCGCUUGAUGUACCUUGGCGGUUUGCAGCACGUUGGAAGGGGGUUUUGGCAAUUCUAACAAAUUUUAACCUCCAUGUUACGCACAUUUUUCGUGAGGGAAACAAAGUGGCUGACAUUUUAGCGGCGAACAAUAUGCAGGAAGGAUGGUGGCCGAUGGAGAUUGAGCCUAUAAAGCAGGCGGUGAGGGUGGACAUGAACUGUCAUAGCCAUCUUCGGAUGGUGCGGUAA
Salvia miltiorrhiza (redroot sage) is the source of this 3570-nucleotide messenger RNA. RefSeq lists its product as uncharacterized. The record is from RefSeq and is a predicted model, not a curated record. The transcript has 4 exons. Gene Ontology annotation, molecular function: nucleic acid binding; RNA-DNA hybrid ribonuclease activity. The coding region runs from base 1 to 3570 and encodes 1189 amino acids. NCBI's taxonomy places the organism in Eukaryota, Viridiplantae, Streptophyta, Magnoliopsida, Lamiales, Lamiaceae.